AUGGCAUCCACUGACGAAGAUCCUCUGUUCAAGAGAAUAGUCAGUACCAUUAGAGCCGCUGCUGCGCUUUCAGCGCAGGAUAUUGACUUCUAUAGAAGCUUGCAUCCUUCGGUAGGUCAAGAAUUAGAUGAUACUUCGGCUACCGUUGUCUCGUUAAUUAACGAACUCUUGUUAUCUGUUGAUGAAAAUAAUAAUGAGCUAAAGCCAGGACGGGACAACUUUGAAGAUUCAUGGAAGGAGCUGAGCAAUGUUAUGGACAACAUCUUUGAGAAAUCAGACCAUGCAUUCGACAGCAUAAAACAUGGAUCAUCCUCAAGGAAUGAAGGUGUUAACAUGCAGUACUUGGCUGACAGUUCUCAUGAUGACUCGACCCCUUCUAAACGUAUCGAGAAGCCGCAAUUGCUGUUCAAAACCCCGGUUGACAAUACAGAGCUGCAUCCCUUCAAACCUCUACUAAAAGAGAAGCCUCAUGCACUGAAGCCUUUAGAAGAAUCAUUAAUGCUUGCACCUGAGGAAGAGAACGUUCCCGCUCACUACCCUCAUCCAUAUGAAUACGAAAUCGAUAAACAACCAUAUAAUGAUUCAGUGUUAGAGGUGCGGGAGCGUAUUGACCCUCAACCAUGGGAAGCUACAGAACCUAUUUGGGUGGACAACGUGGAAUCAUUGUCUCAGAUGCUGGAUGAGCUAAAGGAAGUAAAAGAAUUGGCUGUUGAUUUAGAGCAUCACGACUAUAGAUCUUAUUAUGGUAUUGUAUGCCUAAUGCAGAUCAGUAGCAGGAGCAAGGAUUGGCUUGUCGAUACGAUUGCUCUCCGCGACGAUUUGCAUGUUUUGAAUGUGAUCUUUACAGAUCCCACCGUGGUAAAAGUAUUUCACGGAGCAUUUAUGGAUAUGAUAUGGCUUCAAAGAGAUCUUGGCCUUUACGUUGUUAGCCUUUUUGAUACCUACCAUGCUUCCCGUGCGCUCGGAUUUCCGAAGCAUAGCUUGGCUUAUUUGUUGGAAACUUUCGCCAAGUUUAAGACAUCUAAAAAGUACCAAUUAGCCGAUUGGAGAGUUAGGCCCCUGCCAAAACCACUUAGAGAUUAUGCGAGGUCUGAUACUCACUUCUUGUUAUCAAUAUAUGAUGAUUUAAGGAACGCCUUAGUCAAGGCUGGAAAGCUUGCAGAGGUUUUGAAUGCCUCGAGAAAUGUUGCCAAGAGGAGAUUUGAAUAUACCUCUUUUAGACCUAGGAUACCGGAUUCAAAUGUUUAUUCGCCUAUAGAAAGUACAGAGCCAUGGAGGAAGUUGAUGUAUCAGUACAAUCUGCCGCCAUCGAAGGAGCCCUUACUCAAGAAACUAUAUGAGUGGAGAGACACAGUUGCGAGAAGAGAUGACGAAUCAGUUAGAUAUGUCAUGCCUAAUCAACUCCUAGUAUCUCUUGUAUCAUUAUCACCCUCUGAAACCGCAGGUGUCCUAUCAGUAAGCACAUAUGUGACAGAUUAUGUCAGGUCUAAUGCUAGGACUCUGGCGAACCUGAUAAAAAGAACAUUGGAAACAAUAAAGGCGGGUACUGCCUCCGUGGCUGAAUUCUCCUCUUCUGAGCGUGCGCUUUCAAACCCAGCUGCGACACUCUCUUUGCACAUGAUACAAAACCUGGACGAUCAUUUCCGUUCGCUGCUAAUGGAAGCCCAGAAGCAAUCUGGUUCAAUUUGUUCGCAACAUUCUUCUUCUCUCCUAUUCAAUAGCGAUCUCGCAACAGGUCCAAGUGCUGUAGAGUACACUAAUGGCCAGAAACAUGUGAUUGGCGACAAUGUACUACAAACUAGAAAGCAUGCGUUGCUACAGAAAUUUACGUCACAACCUGUUGAACCAGUCACCGAUAUUGAAGCACCUAGUCACCAGUCUUCUUCUGAAAACCCACAGGUCUCAGAGGAUAUAUCGCCAUCCGAACCGCAAGAAAGUCAAAAUGAAGUUCAAAAGGAUGAACCAGAUUUUGAAAAAAGUGAGAUCGUGGUCUUGAGGAAGAAGAAGAAGGCUCACGCGCAGAAACCCAAGGGAACUUCGUCAAGCCCCACUGAAACGGUCGAUUACUCCAAUGCAAAGGAAGUUUUGGGCAAAGGUACCUCUUCAACUGCAAAAAGAGGAGAUAAAGAUAGGCCAAGGAAAAGAAAAUUCGAUCCGUAUGGCCAAGAUAAUAAUGCACCAAGUGGUGUAAAGAAGAAAAACAAGCCUUCAAAAGGCAAAAGCAUAUCAUUUAAAUAG
This is a messenger RNA of Eremothecium gossypii ATCC 10895, 2238 nucleotides long. It is a transcript of the gene RRP6, whose product is annotated as exosome nuclease subunit RRP6. Gene Ontology annotation, biological process: nuclear polyadenylation-dependent CUT catabolic process; nuclear polyadenylation-dependent snRNA catabolic process; TRAMP-dependent tRNA surveillance pathway. Bases 1 to 2238 code for a protein of 745 amino acids. The transcript has a single exon. Gene Ontology annotation, cellular component: nucleolus; nuclear exosome (RNase complex). Gene Ontology annotation, molecular function: nucleic acid binding; 3'-5'-RNA exonuclease activity; nucleotide binding. The record is from RefSeq and is marked provisional. Lineage: Eukaryota; Fungi; Ascomycota; Saccharomycetes; Saccharomycetales; Saccharomycetaceae.